UAGCUUUGAGCUUUCCUCUCCUGAGGCUGAGCAUGAGCAGCACGUGUAGAUGAGCACUGUGUGUUUGAGUGUGUUGUGAAGACGUUUAUAAUCGUUUUACAACACCGGUUAUUGUUCUGCAGAGAUUGUUGACGAUCUGUCUCAUCAAGCCAGUCAACUUAUUAGACAACAAGUGUCCCAACAACGCAUCUUCAAAUCAUCUGAGAACUGAUCAAUAUUGUUGGUGUCAUCGUCACUGUGGAGUGGAUUUUGGCUUUCACAUGAUUAGCAGUAUGAAGUAUAUUCUGGUGACGGGCGGUGUGAUCUCCGGCAUCGGGAAAGGCAUUAUCGCCAGCAGUGUGGGCACCAUCCUCAAGUCCUGCGGCCUGCAGGUCACAGCCAUCAAGAUUGACCCGUAUAUCAACAUCGAUGCAGGAACCUUCUCUCCAUAUGAGCACGGUGAGGUGUUUGUUUUGGAUGAUGGCGGAGAGGUUGAUUUGGAUCUUGGGAACUAUGAACGUUUUCUGGACAUCAGGCUUACCAAAGACAACAACCUGACCACAGGGAAGAUCUACCAAUCCGUCAUCAACAAAGAGCGCAGAGGAGAUUACCUGGGCAAAACUGUACAGGUGGUGCCACACAUAACUGAUGCUAUUCAGGAGUGGGUGAUGCGUCAAGCUAAAGUUCCUGUUGAUGUUGAUGAUUUUGAGCCCCAGGUUUGCGUUAUUGAGUUGGGGGGUACGGUCGGAGACAUCGAGAGCAUGCCUUUCAUCGAGGCCUUCAGACAGUUCCAGUUUAAAGUCAAGAGAGAGAAUUUCUGUAAUAUUCACGUCAGUCUCGUGCCACAGCCGAGCGCCACAGGAGAGCAGAAGACCAAACCCACCCAGAACAGCGUGAGAGAGCUCAGAGGACUCGGACUGUCACCUGACCUGAUAAUGUGCCGAUGCUCCACUCCACUCGACAACUCUGUUAAAGAGAAGAUCUCCAUGUUCUGUCACGUGGAACCUGAACAGGUGAUCUGCGUACAUGAUGUGUCAUCCAUCUAUAGAGUGCCGCUGCUCUUAGAAAACCAGGGUGUUGUGGGUUACUUUUGCCGCAGACUAGACCUGCCCAUCGAAACCAGACCCAGGAAGAUGCUUGCCCAGUGGAAAGAGAUGUCCGACAGGUCGGACAGGUUAUUAGAGCAGUGCUCCAUUGCUCUGGUGGGGAAGUACACCAAGUUCUCUGACUCGUACGCCUCGGUGAUCAAAGCCCUGGAGCACUCCGCUCUCGCCAUCAGCCACAAACUAGAGGUUAAGUAUGUUGACUCUGCAGAUCUGGAGCCCAGUACACUACAGGAAGAGCCUGUGAAGUACCAUGAGGCUUGGCAGAAACUCUGCAGUGCUGAUGGUAUUUUAGUUCCGGGAGGUUUCGGAGUACGAGGGACCGAGGGCAAGAUUCAAGCCAUCAACUGGGCCAGGAAACAGAAGAAGCCUUUUCUAGGUGUGUGUUUGGGGAUGCAGCUGGCUGUGUGUGAAUUUGCUAGGAACAUGUUGGAUUGGACAGAUGCCAACUCCACGGAAUUUGACCCGGAAACAAAACAUCCUGUUGUUAUUGACAUGCCGGAGCACAAUCCUGGGCAAAUGGGUGGAACGAUGCGGUUGGGGAAACGGCGAACUAUUUUUAAAAGCAAAAACAGCAUACUUAGAAAACUUUACGGAGACGUAGAUUAUGUAGAGGAAAGACACAGACAUCGCUUUGAGGUGAACCCAGAGCUCAAGCAGCAUUUUGAGGACAAGGGCUUCCAUUUUGUGGGUCAGGAUGUGGAGGGAGAGCGAAUGGAGGUCAUCGAGCUGGACGAUCACCCAUAUUUUGUUGGUGUCCAGUAUCAUCCAGAAUUCACAUCCAGACCGAUAAAACCAUCUCCACCAUACUUUGGCCUUCUGUUGGCCGCUGCGGGGAGGCUUCCAGGUUAUCUCCAGAAAGGCUGUCGGUUGUCGCCACGAGACACGUACAGUGACCGAAGCGACAGCAGUUCUCCAGACUCAGAGGUUGCAGAUUUUAAACUAUGUUCAAUUGCUCAGGAAUGAUGCGUGAUAUUAUCUGUAAACGGCAUGAUUGUCAGACAAACUUAAGUUUUAGUUUUCAGAGAAUGUGCUGAUAUGUGGUUUUAAAUUGUCCAGUUUUAACGGUCAAUGUGAUGAACUCUUGAGGAUACAUGAUCAGCAGUUUUGUUUAAGCUGUCCUUUUUUCCUUGUUUGUACGUGUAAUCAUGCCAAUUAAAUUUGUGGACUUGCUUUGGGCAGCUGUUAUUAGAUAAACAUUUUCAGUUCAUCAUACUGUGGUUACUUUAUAUUUAGUUUAUAUAUAUAAAUUAAAUUAAAGACCGUUAAAAUAUGUAGAGGUAAGAGACGCGGUUCUAAAUUGUCACGUCUCAAUAACAGGAUGUGUAACUUGUUUUGCUAGUGUAAAUAAAGCCAUGCAUUGAUUUCAGUGUUACUUUGGGGCAUUAAAAGUGUUUAAAUGGA
Pimephales promelas (fathead minnow) is the source of this 2486-nucleotide messenger RNA. RefSeq names its product CTP synthase 1a (gene ctps1a). Lineage: Eukaryota; Metazoa; Chordata; Actinopteri; Cypriniformes; Leuciscidae. Gene Ontology annotation, molecular function: identical protein binding; CTP synthase activity. The record is from RefSeq and is a predicted model, not a curated record. Gene Ontology annotation, biological process: CTP biosynthetic process; pyrimidine nucleobase biosynthetic process. Gene Ontology annotation, cellular component: cytoplasm; cytoophidium.